Molecule: messenger RNA, 786 nt
Organism: Pisolithus orientalis
Lineage: Eukaryota; Fungi; Basidiomycota; Agaricomycetes; Boletales; Pisolithaceae
Exons: 4
Coding region: 215-673 (152 amino acids)
Source: RefSeq, a predicted model, not a curated record
CAAUCUUCCAACAACGGUCUCGGACCCAUCAAUCCUUCCCAGCUUACGUCUUCCGUCGGCGGCUUGACCGGCUCCGGUAGCUCUGGCAGCUCCGGCUCUGGUAAGAGUGUCCCUCCUACAACUGGGGGUACGAGUGCUCCUCCCACGACUGGCGGUACGAGUGUCCCUUCCACGUCUGGUGGUAAGAAGUGCCCCUCCCACCACUGGGGGUACGAUGUCCCUCCCACCACUGGCGGUACGAGCGUCCCUUCCACGUCUGGCGGUAAGAGUGCCCCUCCCACCACUGGGGGUACGAGUGUCCCUCCCACGACUGGCGGUACGAGUGCUCCCACUACUGGGGGUACGAGUGUCCCUCCCACCACUGGCGGUACGAGUGCUCCCACUACUGGGGGUACGAGUGUCCCUCCCACCACUGGCGGUACGAGCGUCACUUCCACGUCUGGCGGUAAGAGUGCCCCUCCCACCACUGGUGGUACGAGUGCUCCCACAACCGGGGGUACGAGUGCUCCUCCCACCACUGGGGGUACGAGUGUCCCUCCCACAACCGGGGGUAAGAGCUCUGGCGGAACGUCUGGCAGUAAGGGUUCUCUCCCCUUGUAAAUGUCUUCAUAUAGUAAGCUGCUUCUCCUCGCAACUCCGCUAUACGUGCCGGACUAGUAGGGGGAGACCGUGAUAGAUUCUUCAAUACUUCGUAUACCACUGUGUUGUUUAUCUCUCCUAAGUGAACGUGAUUUCUAUGCCCAUGCAACUAGACCGAGUCUUCGCAUGUCAGAACUGGCACUGGAU